UAACUGCAAACGCGCGUCAUUGAAACGUUGUUAAACGUGCAAACUGCUGGCAGAUAAUGAUAAAGCUGAAAAUUUGGAUUAAACUUGUUUAGGAAGAAAUGAAAUAAUGCCGUCGUGUAUUGCGUUAAAUUGUACGAACGUAUCAGCAGAGGCUCGUAAAUCAAAAAGACAAAAAUUGCUGGAGAAGAAAUUCAAAGUAACUUUUCAUAGGUUACCAAAAGAUCCAACGAAACGACAAAAGUGGCUCGAUAGCCUGUGUAUCCCAGAGCCCAGAGGUGCAAGUCCUAUGAUAUGCUCAAUUCAUUUUCCAGAAAAUGCGUUCGACAGAACAUCUCAGUCUUGUGUUAGACUCAGAGACUUUGCAAUACCAUAUGGUCCCUUGGAUGAGGAGUUUCGCAUUACAUUGCACAAGUCCAAUCGAAGCAGAUUGCCCCAAUCUGUGAAGCAGAAAACUUUAUCCCAGAUUAAUCACCAAGAGGUGGAAGAUAAGCAUGAGAAAGUAAAAUAUUUGAUUGAGGAAAAUUUUAAUGACGGCGCUGAAAAAUUUGAUGAAUUGUCCAUUUCUGAGGGUAUGCCGUAUCUUAUCGAUGACACUAGUGAAAGAAAAUUGUAUGUCGACCGAUCUACAUCAGUGUCGCCAAAUCACUUUAUCAAUGACUUACCACUAAAGAAGGAGCCCAAGGUAUCUGUAACACGGUCGACAUCGGUUUCGCCUCAACGCACUGAAGACAGUACAAAAACGCAAUUUUUCCGCACUGUAUUAUUGAAUACGAAAAAAAUGUAUGUUCAUAAAAUAAAAAUGCUGCAGCAGAAGCAACGCAGAACAGCAAAUAAAUUGGCAAAUAUGCGGGCUAUUCUGAACGUAUUGAAGAAAAAAAAUCUUCUCGGAGCGAAGGAGCUGGCCAAUCUUCAAGAGAACGUUCUUGCAUCCUGAUAUUAGUGGAAUGCUGAUCUUGGUUCUACUCGAAGAUGUUCUUCAAUGGAUUUACAGCUUGAUAGCCACAUUCAUUGCGGAAAACAGGAAAUGAAGGUCUAGGUUCUGAAAAAUCCUGGUCUCUGCUUAGUUGAAGACUUGUGCGUGCCUUUGGAAAAAAUGUCUUAUUAGAUUUAUUCUACAGCACCAGCUACUAAAUUUAAAAAUGCUAGUGUUUCAAGCAAAACGUGGAAUUUAUCGUGACGUCUUGGCUGGCCAUUCCUCUCCUCUUGAUUAUUGCCACAUGACCUCACUGAUGUUAUUGCAAAGUUCUUGAAGGACAACAUUCAUUGCGGCAAUUGCAUUCGAGCAUUACUGUAAC
Diprion similis is the source of this 1295-nucleotide messenger RNA. RefSeq lists its product as uncharacterized. Lineage: Eukaryota; Metazoa; Arthropoda; Insecta; Hymenoptera; Diprionidae. The record is from RefSeq and is a predicted model, not a curated record. Bases 107 to 934 code for a protein of 275 amino acids. The transcript is spliced from 5 exons.